UCAAGAUUGUUACCUGUUAAUAUAAUAAUGGUGUUAUUUGCUGUGGAGGCGUUGCGUUAUGAAUCAGUCUAAAAAGCUUAUCGAAACCGUAACAGGAUGCUGGCUCAUUUCUUGUUCAUUGUGAUCUUAAGCAGCAACUUACCAAGUCACGCAGAAUCUUAGCACAAACAGCCAGAGAAAGUAAGCAAAACUGUUUGGAAGUUAAGUACCUGUCAGACUGGUACACACACCAGUUACACAACAAACUGAACAGACCGGUUGGGAAAUGUUGAAUACGACCUUGGUAGUAGGUACGUUCAAUUAAGCAGUUUGUAAAUAUUCAUAAAUAAAAUAAGUGUAUAUUGCAAGGUUGAAGUUUCUAAGGCGUGGCUAGAAGGAAUCAAGUGCUGAAAAUGUAUAAAAUGUGUGUUCCAGGAUUUAUAGUUCUAUGUGUAUUCUACCCAUGUAUUGUUUUCUCGAACUUUAUUGCCCAUGAGAAACCCAAGAGUGUCACAGUGGUCGAGGGAGAAACUGCAGUCUUUCACUGUCAUAUAACUGCGCAAGUGCGCGAGAGUUACGAUAUAGCGUGGUUUUCGGAAAGCCGUAACGCGUUCUUGAGUAAAAAUGGUCUGAUGCGUCACCAACUAAGCACAGAUACAAAAGUUCGAUAUUCGAUCACAAGAUCGUUAGCCCAUAAAUUCGACCUAAAAAUCGACAAUGUUAAAGUUGGGGACGCAGGAAAGUUUUUUUGUAUGUACGCAAGUCAAGACUCCCCCUUGCAGAUAGGAUAUUACAAUACCGUAGGACCGCCUGCUGAAUUAUUUGUAUUGGUGCCGCCGACUGAUAGUUCUCCGAAAUGUAUGAUUAAUUAUCUUUCACAUGGAGAUGUCGAUUUUGUUUGUGCAUCAGAAGGCGGUACUCCAACGCCAUUACUUGAGCUCUACAUGGGAGAUAUCAGACUACAACCAGAGCCAGAUAGUACAGAUCACUUGGUUUAUGCAAGAAUUAGGUUAACAGAAAAACAGAGAGGAGUGUACUUUAAAUGUGUAUUAAACAGCCAAGCUUUACAAAAGUCAAAAUCCUGUUCUUUGAUACCACUCCCUCCUAUCGUCCAACUAACACCAGAAAGGGGAAUUGUAAUAGAAAAUGGAAGUAUAACAUUCAACUGUAGUUCUUACGGCCUAGAUAACCCAAAAUACGAAUGGAAAGUGACACCUAAUUUGAUCCUUAGGCUUCCAUUCUCUUCUGAAUUGGAGCUGGGGAUUUUUACAAUCCACGGAGCCCACCUAUCAGACAACGGGUCUAAAAUAAUGUGUGUAGCUACUGAAGUAAAUGGAGAUAUGAUCGUGAGUGAAGAAGCAACUAUGAUAGUAGAAGAAAGAGUUAUCACCACUCAAAGAACCACUCAAAGAACAACGACUAUUGAACCCACUACUGAACUCAUGUUUAUACCGUUAAAACCCAAAGCAAAGCCUAACGCUGCGAUAGAUUUCUUUCAAAAUAAUGUACUUAUUUUGGCUGUUUGUGUAGCUGGUUUAUUUAUUGCGUUUCUUUCAAUGAUAGCUAUCGUUAUAAUUUGUAAACGAAAACGAAAAUCGUACGAUGUUAACACUAAAGUUGACGAAGUUCUCGUGGAUAAAACUUACACACCGUAUGAAAGUGUCGAUCAGAAAAUACUACUUAACGCUAAUUUGUUUUCAGAAAUGGAUAAAACAAAUGGCCAUACAAAGCAAAAUUCUGAGAACGGAAGUCCAGUGGUUUCACCAGCUGAAAGCCCUACACGAUCGCUUCCUCCCUCCUCGAAACGUUCGCCAACAUUCACUUCGAAACCCUCCCCAUGUCAAAGUGUAGAGCAAUCGCCUUGUACCAGUCCGACAAUACUCGGUAGUAGUUCAACUAGUAAACAAUCGACUCCGCUGUAUGCAAAACCUAUGAAAGGAGUAAAUCAGCUCAAGUCUAACGCACAUCACAAGCCUCCCACAUACGCUGUGCUUCAGAAGCGUACAUACGCCUUCCAUUUAUCAUUGGAAGAUAUUACCGGAACCCGUCCUUCAGAUGAUCCACAUAGCUCCACAGACGAUACUAGCUGGAGUCGGAAUAAUCACGGAAACGAGUAUGCCGAACUUACAGACGUAAUACCGACAAAAUAUAUUGACAACGGCAAAAAAUACGAAGAGAUUUCACCAACUAAUCAUGUGGACCCAACCAAGUUAAACGUCGAGGGACUUAAAUAUGCAGAUUUGGAAAUAAACAAGCAUUGCACUUCUGAAAUAAGGUCCGAUUCAUCAAUGAAAACACAGUACGCAGAAAUCGCUACACAUUGUGACGCAAUUUAACUUCAAUGACGCAUUUUAAUCACAAAUGACGUAAACGCUAAAGCGGUUUAAUAAUAAAGAAUAUCAUAUGAUCGCCAUUUGCGUCAUGAGUACAAUCAAACAUGAAAGCAUUAUGUCAAUGUCUGUUUCUCUAAGCAACAUAAAGCUGUAAUUGAGCAACUGCCAAAAUGUUUCACUAUAACAUCGUUGAAGGGAAACUGUACAAUAGACCACAUAUGCAAUUAUUUUUAAAGUUAAAUACAAUGUAAAAUAAGAUUACCUUUAUACAGUUUACUUAUAUAUAAUGUAUAAAUCAGUCCUAAUUAUAGCAAUUAUUUUUGUAUAGAUUACAAUUUAGCUGAUUUUGCCAAGAAGCGAAAAUAAAAUAUUUAAACGCCUCGAGAAACGUUUUAAUAAGGAAAUAAAUGAUGGGUUCUAUCAGAUAAUUUAAUUUGGGAGUCUGCUGAAAAAAAAACGAAAGUUUUAAAGAUAAUGAUUCAAUUAAUUGAACCAACUUUAAUGGAUAUUCCAGCCCCUUGAAUAUUGUUGCUUAAGUUCCCACAUAAACAUCAGCGUAAAAUUACGCACACGCGUGCGCUUAUAAAGUCGCUAUAUAUGUGGGACAAGCGAAUAUUCCAGACCCUCUUCUGAUUGGUAAGUUGUAAGUUCGAGUGAAACCUUGGAAAGGCCGACCAUUAUUAUUGUAUAAUAAAAGAAUUUAUAUAGCAUUUACAUUAUUUGAAUUGAAUAAAACAACAGAGAUAAGUGUUUGUGAAUUCCAUGAAUUUCUAAGAUAAUAUUAGUCCACUGUUCUAUUUUCUCUAUGGUUCUACUGUAUAUUUUGUGUAUAAUUACCAUGAACAGCCGCCAAUGGCACUAAGUUUAAGAUUUAAGCAAUCUAUAAUUCUGGCAAAACAAGCCAAACCAGUCACUCGUCGCAAAAAUCUAGUUAUUAAUACAGGGUUUAACAGUAAAAUGAGAGCUAUAAAAUGGUAAAA
Anneissia japonica is the source of this 3292-nucleotide messenger RNA. RefSeq lists its product as uncharacterized. The transcript has 2 exons. Bases 393 to 2315 code for a protein of 640 amino acids. The record is from RefSeq and is a predicted model, not a curated record. NCBI's taxonomy places the organism in Eukaryota, Metazoa, Echinodermata, Crinoidea, Comatulida, Comatulidae.